GCGACUAACUCGGGCGUGAAGUCCCUGAUGGGGGGACGUGGCCCACUGGGUCUGCUCCCUCGGGAGGACGCCUAGUGCCCUUUCCCGUGAACGUGCUCCCCACCCUGACUCAGUUUCCCCCAGUCACGCGGGGAAAGACCCGAGGCCCAGUUUUCCCGCAGGAAACAGGUGUUCCUGGCCCCUCACCCACGCUCAGCGCCCCGCCGCGGCUUGGGGGAGGGGGACAGGCCUCCCGUGCCCUCCGCUGCCCCCGCGGGGGAUGGACUUUCCUUCUCACUCUCGUCUCCCUCGCCUUCCAGACUUGUUUCCCCUCAUCUUCCCCGCCGCCGAGCCAGCCCAGGCCUCCGGCCCCUAUGUGGAGAUCAUCGAACAGCCCAAGCAGCGGGGCAUGCGUUUCCGCUACAAGUGCGAAGGGCGCUCGGCGGGCAGCAUCCCUGGCGAGAGGAGCACGGACACCACCAAGACCCACCCCACCAUCAAGAUCAAUGGCUACACAGGGCCAGGGACCGUUCGAAUCUCCCUCGUCACCAAGGACCCCCCGCACCGGCCUCACCCCCAUGAGCUUGUGGGGAAGGACUGCCGAGAUGGCUUCUAUGAGGCUGAGCUCUGCCCCGACCGCUGCAUCCACAGCUUCCAGAACCUGGGGAUCCAGUGUGUAAAGAAGCGGGACCUGGAGCAGGCUAUCAGUCAGCGCAUCCAGACCAGCAACAACUCCUUCCAAGUCCCCAUCGAAGAGCAGCGCGGGGACUACGACCUGAAAGCCGUGCGCCUCUGCUUCCAGGUGACCGUGCGCGACCCGGCAGGCCGGCCCCUCCGCCUGCUGCCUGUCCUCUCUCACCCCAUCUUUGACAACCGCGCCCCCAACACUGCUGAACUCAAGAUCUGCAGAGUGAACCGCAACUCCGGGAGCUGCCUCGGCGGGGACGAGAUCUUCCUGCUAUGUGACAAGGUGCAAAAAGAGGACAUUGAAGUGUGCUUCACGGGGCCAGGCUGGGAGGCCCGAGGCGCCUUCUCGCAAGCGGAUGUGCACCGGCAAGUGGCCAUUGUCUUCCGGACGCCCCCCUACGCGGACCCCAGCCUGCAGGCCCCGGUGCGCGUCUCCAUGCAGCUGCGGCGGCCGUCUGACCGGGAACUCAGCGAACCCAUGGAAUUCCAGUACCUGCCAGAUACAGAUGAUCGUCACCGCAUUGAGGAGAAGCGCAAGAGGACCUAUGAGACCUUCAAGAGCAUCAUGAAAAAGAGCCCUUUCAAUGGACCCACGGACCCACGGCCGCCUCCCCGGCGCAUCGCUGUGCCUUCCCGCAGCUCAGCCUCCGUCCCCAAGCCAGCCCCCCAGCCCUAUCCCUUCACGCCAUCCCUGAGCACCAUCAACUUUGAAGAGUUCUCCCCCAUGAUGUUUUCUCCUGGGCAGAUCCCAAGCCAGGCACCAGCCCCAGUGCUGGCCCCAGCCUCAGCCCCAGCCAUGACAUCUGCUCUGGCCCAGGCCCCAGCCCCCGUCCUGGCUCCGGGUCCUGCCCAGCCUGGGGCCCCAGGGGCCCCCAAGAGCAGCCAGGCGGGAGAAGGGACACUGACGGAGGCCCUGCUGCAGCUGCAGUUUGAUGCUGAUGAAGACCUGGGGGCCCUGCUGGGCAACAACGCAGACCCGGCCGUGUUCACGGACCUGGCCUCCGUGGACAACUCAGAGUUUCAGCAGCUGCUGAGCCAGGGGGUGGCUCUGGCCCCCCACUCGGCAGAGCCCAUGCUGAUGGAGUAUCCUGAGGCCAUCACGCGCCUGGUGACAGGCUCCCAGAGGCCCCCCGACCCAGCUCCCGCCCCCAUGGGCGCCCCGGGGCUUCCCAACGGCCUCCUGCCAGGGGAGGAAGACUUCUCCUCCAUCGCCGACAUGGACUUCUCAGCCUUGCUCAGUCAGAUCAGCUCCUAGGGGGUGACGGGGACGGACACCCCCCCCCCCCCGCCUGGGGCACUGAUGGAUUCCGGGGUGCGUGCUCCUACUGCCCCCACCUCACUGGGUGAGGUCUUCUGUGGGGGCACAUCUUACUCUUAUCUGCAGUAUCUACCCAUCUCUUAAGCAGAAGGGAGCACUGACCUCUGGAGAGGAGGGAGCUGGAAGCACCUGAACUCUUUUCUCCAGCCCAGUAAGGUUCUGGCCCCUGCUCUCUAGAGAACUAGAUGGGGGAGGGAGGCAGCCCCCCCCUCCAGCGUCCAGUACUCGUAGAGAUGGGCAGGUUACAGCCGCCGCCACCUUUGAGGCCGCUAAGCCUUAUUAUCAAGUGUCUUCCUCAAACCACAGAUUCAUUGCCAACAAAUAAUGGGUCAGUUACAACCCCCACGAGCCUGCCAAGCCUUAUCUUCCUCAAACCGUGGGUUCGUUAGGACCCUCCAAAUGCCCCUUCCUGGGCCCUUAGGAUUGACCUUGAACCCAGCGCUGGCGCAGAGACCCUGGCUCUCCUGCCUUGUAGAGGUCCCUGUGCCCCGGGAGCCCUUUCCUGGGUCAACUGCAGCUGAAGGGUGGUCCAGCACUGGUCUGUACUGCUCCAGGAUCCACAGGGGGGUGGGCCUGACACCCCCUCCCUUUUUUUCUCAAGUGCCUUAGCGGCUGGGCAAGUGGUUUGCAGGAUGGGGGAGGGCCGAGGGCGGGCGGCUGGCGAGGUGCCGCCCAUGCGGGAAGCCGGUGAAAGCAGUUGGACUCUUGCUCUUAAUACUCUCAACUAAUAAAGUCGUUGCCACGCUC
Messenger RNA from Echinops telfairi (small Madagascar hedgehog), 2731 nucleotides. It is a transcript of the gene RELA, whose product is annotated as RELA proto-oncogene, NF-kB subunit. Gene Ontology annotation, cellular component: cytoplasm. Gene Ontology annotation, biological process: non-canonical NF-kappaB signal transduction; regulation of transcription by RNA polymerase II; innate immune response. NCBI's taxonomy places the organism in Eukaryota, Metazoa, Chordata, Mammalia, Afrosoricida, Tenrecidae. Gene Ontology annotation, molecular function: RNA polymerase II cis-regulatory region sequence-specific DNA binding; DNA-binding transcription factor activity, RNA polymerase II-specific. The coding region runs from base 260 to 1921 and encodes 553 amino acids. The transcript has 10 exons. The record is from RefSeq and is a predicted model, not a curated record.